Messenger RNA from Dipodomys spectabilis (banner-tailed kangaroo rat), 2268 nucleotides. RefSeq names its product WW domain binding protein 4 (gene Wbp4). Gene Ontology annotation, cellular component: nucleus; precatalytic spliceosome. Gene Ontology annotation, molecular function: RNA binding; protein binding; zinc ion binding. The record is from RefSeq and is a predicted model, not a curated record. NCBI's taxonomy places the organism in Eukaryota, Metazoa, Chordata, Mammalia, Rodentia, Heteromyidae. The coding region runs from base 124 to 1245 and encodes 373 amino acids. The transcript has 10 exons. Gene Ontology annotation, biological process: mRNA splicing, via spliceosome.
CCCCGUCCGGGGUUGGAGAGGGAGGCUCGGCGUGGGCCUCGGCGCGGUGGCUGUGCCCGGCCUAGGCUCGCUGGGGCCGGGGGGAGCGCGAGUGCUGGUCGGAUCCCGGGCGACCGCGCGGUCAUGGCCGACUACUGGAAGUCUCAACCAAAGAAAUUCUGUGAUUACUGCAAGUGCUGGAUAGCAGACAAUAGGCCUAGCAUUGAAUUUCAUGAAAGAGGAAAGAAUCAUAAGGAAAAUGUGGCAAAAAGGAUCAGUGAGAUUAAACAGAAAAGCCUGGAUAAGGCAAAAGAAGAAGAAAAAGCAUCAAAGGAGUUUGCUGCAAUGGAGGCAGCUGCUCUGAAAGCAUACCAGGAGGAUUUGAAAAGGCUUGGCUUAGAAUCAGAUAUUCCAGAGCCAAGCAAAUCACCAAUAGCCAGCACUACCCCACCCACCUCUUCAUCAAAUCAACAGAAAGAAAAGAAGAAAAAGAAGAAAAAAGAUCCUUCAAAGGGUAGAUGGGUAGAAGGCAUAACUUCUGAAGGUUACCAUUACUAUUAUGAUCUCAUCACAGGAGCAUCUCAGUGGGAGAAACCAGAAGGAUUCCAAGGAAACUUAAAAAAGGCAACAGAAAAGUCCAUUUGGGUAGAAGGUUUAAGUGAAGACGGUUAUACCUAUUACUACAAUGUAGAAACAGGAGAAUCCAAAUGGGAAAAACCUGAUGACUUUAUUCCACGUGUUGGUGAUGUGCCUUCUAAAAGUACAGUAGAUGAAAAAUCAGUUGGCUCUCUGGAAAAAUCCAAAUCUUCAGUUUCACGUAGUGACUCCACUGGAGAACAAGAGGCAGAAGGAGAGAUUCCAACAGAAAGAGAAAAGCUAAAAAUAACGUUUAAGGAAAAAAAUAAAAACAGUAACAAAAGAACAGAGCCAGAAUCAAAGAAAGAAAAACCUACUCAAAAACAGAAUUCAAGUCCAAAGGAAGAAAAAUCCAAACCUCUUAAAAAAACAAACCCAUAUGGAGAAUGGCAAGAAAUCAAACAAGAGGUUGAAUCUCAUGAGGAUGUAGAUUUAGAACUUCCAAGCACUGAAAAUGAGUAUGUAUCAACUUCAGAAGCUGAUGUUGUGGAACCCAAAGUAGUAUUUAAAGAGAAAACAGUCACUUCACUUGGAUUUGCAGCAGAUGGAGUAGCCCCAGUCUUCAAAAAGAGAAAAUUAGAAAAUGGAAAAGCUAGAAAUUUAAGGCAGAGAGGUGGUGAUGAUCAGUAGUUGCAAAGGCUUUUAUAUAUGUAUUGGACAGAUUCUGUUUGCUUCAAAAAACUUGGAUGCUAAAAAUUUAGAUUUGUUCUAAAUGUAUUUUUUGUGGAUUAAAAUAAAUCUUUUUUCAUGUGAAAUUAUUUUUUUUGUUCCUAAAUGGAAACAUAUAUCACAUUGCAUUGUAAUACAGUGUAUUGUUCAAUGUCUAAAAAUUGCUAAUUAUGUAAUAAUUUAAGAUGCUAUGUAUCUGUUAUUUUAAAACAUGAAAAAAAUAGACCUCUAUUCCACUCUUACCCAUAUGAACCUAUUUAUCUUGCAUUGAAAAUGCAUUAUUUUUACACACAAAUAUUAACUGUGAUCUGAGAAGUAAAAAUCAGACCAGAGAAGAUUUACAGCCCUGGUGACAGUGGAACUUGAGAAUCCUAUCAGGUUAAGGUAGAAAAUGUGUAUAUACUGGUUUACCUUACUUAAUUUAUAGUCAAAGGCCAGAGCAGCUCGGGUACUUCAAAUGCAGAGUAUAAAAUGGAGCAAUCACUGGACCAAAGGCAGAAAUGCUGAUUUGCCCCAGUCAGUGUGGAAAGCAACAAAGCAUUACUUAAGCAUUAAAGUGUCAUACUAGGAAUCAGGGAUUUAAAGGUGAAAGAAAUAGCCCUGUUACCCAGCAGUUCACAGUUCCCCAGUCAUUUGAUCUUUUUAGCAGCCUUAUGUGUAGUGGAAAAUCCUUGUAAGGUUUAUUUAAAUCUAUAUAGAUAAAGGCUUGAACUAAAAUAAUUAGUAAGGUCUCUAAUUUCAGUGAAAGUUUUCAAUAUUCAACAGUUUAGAAAUUUCCCUAUUGUUGGUAAGAUUUCUUAAAAAGUAGAACUUUAAUCUAUUUGAGGUAGAUAUCUCACUUUAUUUUUGCAUAUUCUUAAAGUGAUAUUUUUCAUAAAUUGAACAGUAUUUAAAUUUUGGUAGCAAAUAUUUGUCUUUUUAUGAUUACUAGUGAAUAUGUAAUAAAACAGUAGUUUAUUAAAAACUUCAUGAAAGUAAAUGAAA